Molecule: messenger RNA, 2367 nt
Organism: Alnus glutinosa
Lineage: Eukaryota; Viridiplantae; Streptophyta; Magnoliopsida; Fagales; Betulaceae
Exons: 2
Coding region: 1-2367 (788 amino acids)
Source: RefSeq, a predicted model, not a curated record
AUGGCUGAUGAUGAAGGGAGUAACCAUGAAGAUGAAUUUGAAAACCAAGCUGACCAACCUGUUAGAAGCCUUAGAGACUAUUUGCAACCCACUAGGUCAAGUACCCCUUCCUGCGUGGCAGUCCCCGCCAAUACAAGAAAUUUUGACAUUAAACCUGGGGUUGUCCAAUUGCUGCCUAAGUUUUGUGGGCUUGAUUCUGAAAAUCCUUACAUGCAUCUCAAGGAAUUUGAUAUGGUUUGUGCUAUGCAUCUUAGUAAUCUUGAUGAUGUUGUUAAACUGACAUUGUUUCCAUUUUCUUUGACAGAAAAAGCCAGGUAUUGGCUACACACCCUAAGGCCCAGAACAAUAGGGACAUGGCAAGAGAUGACCAGGGAAUUUUUGAAAAAGUUUUUCCCAACUCAUAAGACCAAUACCUUGGGAAGGAGCAUCAUGAAUUUUAUCAUGAAAGAAAAUGAAACAUUUUUUCAAUGCUGGGAACGGUUUAAAGAACUUUUACUCUCAUGCCCACAUCAUGGGUACGAAACAUGGCGGGUGAUAAGUUUUUUUUAUGAUGGUUUGACUUCCAACAUGAGGCAAUUUGUGGAGAUGAUGUGUAAUGAUGAGUUUAUGAACAAAGCACCCGAUGAAGCUUGGGAUUAUUUUGAUCUCUUGGCCGAAAAUGCUCAAGUCUGGGACACCACAGAAGGGAGUGAUAAGGUAACACCUGAACCCAAUUCUAGGGGAGGUUUAUACCACGUUAAAGCAGAUGAGGAUAUGAGUGCUCGUAUUGCUACAUUGACAAGGAAGGUGGAGGCUAUAGAGCUAAGCAAGGUGGGUGUGACUAAGAGUCACAAACCAAUUGAGAUUAGUUGCGAGAUUUGUGAGGCUAAUGUGCAUUUGACCAAGGAUUGUCCCACAAUACCUGCUUUCAAAGAGGUGUUGCAUGAACAGGCCAAUGCGGCCAAUGCAUAUCAAAGACCAUUCAGUUCACCCUAUUCUGAGACAUAUAAUCCUAACUGGCGGAAUCACCCGAAUUUUAGUUGGAGAAAUGGUCAAUCUGCAAAUGAAUUUCAAGGAUCUUCUUCUCAUGUUCCUUAUGUGCUACCACAUAAGCAGACCUUGGAGGAAACAUUGCAAGCCUUUAUACAAAGCCAAUCUCAGAUCAACCAAGAUACCAGGCAAGAUAUUCAAGAGUUGAAAAACGCAGUUGGCAGAAUUGAGUCUCAGUUGAAUGUGAGAGAGAAAGGAAAGUUUCCAGCCCAACCUGAACCUAACCCAAGGACUCGAGCUGGGGUAAAUGAAGUCAGCAAUACUCAAGUGGAACAUGCCAAGUCUGUCACUAUCCUUAGGAGUGGAAAGGUGGUUAAUAAAGAGGUCCCAACAAAAGUUUCACCACCUAAGGGAGAUUUAGAAACCAAGGAAGAUGACAAGCCUAGUGAGGGUGGAGAUGUUAUGGAGAAAGUGUAUGAGCCUGUUGCCCCAUUUCCUCAAAGGUUGCUUGCACCUAAAAAGGGAACAGAAAAUCAAGAUAUUUUGGAAGUGUUCAAGCAAGUGAAAAUAAACAUUCCUUUGUUGGAUGCCAUCAAACAAAUUCCUUCAUAUGCAAAAUUUUUGAAAGAUCUUUGCACGGUUAAGCGAAAGCUUUUUGUUCACAAGAAAGCAUUUUUAACAGAGCAGGUAAGUGCUAUAAUUCAGCAGAAAAUUCCUUUGAAGCAGAAAGAUCCUGGAUCACCAACUAUCCCAUGCAUCAUUGGCAAUUCUAAGAUUGAUAAAGCAUUAAUGGAUUUAGGAGCAGGUGUAAAUCUACUACCCUACACAGUUUAUGAGCAGUUGGGCCUUGGGGAGUUAAAACCGACCAAAGUUGUUCUUCAACUUGCCGACCGAUCUGUUGUUAUACCAAGAGGGGUAGUAGAGGAUGUUUUGGUGCAAGUGGAUAAAUUUUACUUUCCUGUAGAUUUUAUUGUUUUAGAUACAAAGCCUAUUUCACAUUCUAGCAUUGACGUUCCUAUCAUCUUGGGACGACCAUUUCUGGCUACUUCUAACGCUUUGAUUAAUUGCAGGAAUGGAAUCAUGAAGCUUACAUUUGGAAAUAUGACCGUUGAGUUGAACAUCUUCAACAAUUGUAAGCAACCUGUCAUUGAUGAUGACGAGGAGAUUCAUGAGGUGGACAUGAUCCAAACCUUGGUAGAAGAUAAGUUUUCUCACUCAAUGUUUUCUGAUCCUAUAGAGGCAUGUUUACUAAAUCCCAUGAGUGAUGAUAUAGAAUUGGAAAAAGCUCAUGUUAUUCUAGAUGUUGAUCUAGUGAUGGACACUAAUGGAUAUUUGGAGCCGAUAGAUGAGUCUAGUGAUUUUGAGGAUCUUGUUUAUCGAGAUCUACUAAACACAUGA